Messenger RNA from Magnolia sinica, 2182 nucleotides. RefSeq lists its product as uncharacterized. The record is from RefSeq and is a predicted model, not a curated record. NCBI's taxonomy places the organism in Eukaryota, Viridiplantae, Streptophyta, Magnoliopsida, Magnoliales, Magnoliaceae. Bases 165 to 1739 code for a protein of 524 amino acids. Gene Ontology annotation, molecular function: protein binding. The transcript has 13 exons.
GGCAGUUUGCUCCACGAGUCGUGGUGCAGUUAACCCAGGGCGCCAGCUCCACCUCUUUUAAAGAGCCGCCUCACCGAUUUUCCCAUUCAAAGCCUCAAGCGCUCGGUUCUGAUUUCUCUCGUUCCAAAAUAGCUUGCGACUCAGCAUUCCCUCCAAGAAAGAAAAUGCCACAAGAACUUCCGGGUUUCUAUUUCGAUAAAGAGAGGAAUCGCUACUUCCCAAUCAAAGGACCCGUGCCCGGAUCAAAUGCUCCUAAUACUGCUUCACAUAAUCAAGGGCCAAAGCCAAAACCUAAACGGACAAAUGAUGAAAGUAACCUUUGUCAGAGAAAGAGAAUCAACUCCUCUGAGCUUCUUCAGUUUAGGGAAUUGUAUGGUAAAGUGCUCAUUUUGAGCAAAAGAAAGAGCAACUUUCAGCAAGAGUACCAAAAGUUACAAGCUUCCCAACCUGUGGCAUGGAAGUAUCAAGGCACAGAUUGUCAUGCAGAUGGUGCUCUAGAACAGUUCCAUGCUGAUAUUCAAACUCCACAUGGCCAAAAGGGAACAAACAUUUUGUUAACAGGAAGUGUUACCGGUUCACUUAGUCUUUAUGAAGUUGUAGAAGUUGGGGAACAUUUUGAUCAGGGGGUAACAUGCAUUCCAAAUCGUGUCUGGCCUCUCAUUACAGAAAGAGAAGGAGAAUGUGGUAGUGCAUCUGGAGAAAUUAGGAGUUCAACUGAGGCAUCAACGUCUUUACCCUCCAGUAUAUCUUGUAUUAAGAGGAUUGGUAAGCAUUCUCCUGAUACUGCUGGAGAUGGUUCAUCCCUCCAGCAUGCAUUAGUUACAACUCUUGGAUCAGGAAUGUCAGGUGGAUCUGUGUACACUGUGAACCUAAAUGAGCCAUUAGAUUUCUGCCUAAGUAUUCCCAUCAAUAGAAGAAUUUUUAAAAUUGCUUCACUGAAUUGCACAAUUUGGACAGCUGAUUGCAACUCUGAUGGGAAACGUGCAGUUCUUGGCACCAAUCAUGGAGCUGCCUUGAUAGAUUUAGAAAGUGGAUUGCAAUCAUGGGUUUGCCGCAGUAAAAGUGACAUCUUCUCGCAACAAUUUGAUCAGUCGGGAAACAUUGUUUUAUGUGGGUUUAGAAAUGGGGCAAUUGUGGAAAUUGAUGUUCGCCAGAGACAACGUUCAAUGGCACAGUCUACUGGACUUCCUAGACAUCGAAUAGCCUUCGCUUCCAAUAAAAUUCGGGAGCCUCAAAGUAGACAUGGCCAGAGUUUGACCAAACAAUAUUUUGAGCUCAAAGGAAAUCUGAAACCCUCCAAUGCUAUUAACAUGUCCUCAGCUGUUUGCAGUUUGGUUUUGCUUCAAUCUGAUGACAAAUACUUCUUGGCAAGCUCCAUGGAUGGAUUUAUCAAGCUCUACGACCGCCGUCUUAUAGAUAGAGGAGCUGUCCAGUCCUAUAAGGGGCACAUGAAUACCCACACCCAUCUACAGCUUGGGGUUGAUCCAUCUGAAUCGCUCGUUAUGUCUGGUGGAGAGGAUUGCUGUGUACGCAUCUGGAGCAUCAAGACUGGCGAACUUCUCUUCGGAACUAGCAUCUCAGAUACUGUUGUCUCAACAGUGUGCUGGGCACAAACUGGAGAGUUACAGGAAUACUCCGAUGAAAGGCACAGAUACAAAGGGAUUUUAUUUGAGCAGAAUCACAGUUGGGGGGCAUGGCUUGGAUCACGUGAAGGUUUAUUUUACAUGCAUGCAUCAUGAUCCAGAUCCUGCAGAAUGCAAAGAAACGAUGGAUGACGAUGCCCCUUCUCAUUACAGAGCAGAACCAUUGGAUACCAUGGACGUGCAUUCCUGAGGUGUUGCAAAGAGAUGACGAUGCUUACCCUUCAUGGAACAUGCCUUUCAUCUCCUGUUGCCUUAUACUGAUUUGUCAGCCACAAAUGGUUUUGACUCAGUCGACUCAGUGUCAAUGCAAUUACUCAGACCGAGUCACUCACCUGAUAAAUUUCUCUUUUUUCAUGGUAAGUUCCAAACAUCUACAACCAGCACACCACAAGAUGCAUCUUUAUUAGUUUCACUUAAUUUGUAUAUUUUAUGUGUAUAUAUUUUAAACAUCUACUUCUACUUGUAUUAUUAAUUUAUUAAAUUUAUAAGUAGAGUCAAGUCUCAUUUGAGUAAUUGAAUUGACCAUACCUGGUUGGACA